Messenger RNA from Miscanthus lutarioriparius, 492 nucleotides. The record is from the annotation of a GenBank genome assembly. Lineage: Eukaryota; Viridiplantae; Streptophyta; Magnoliopsida; Poales; Poaceae.
AUGGCCGCCGAAGCGCAACAGCAGCUCCUCGUGCUCCUGCUCGCCUGGUCCUGGCCCUUCUUGGUCAGCUCACUAGCGCGUGGAGUUGCCAGCAGCCUCCACCCAGUCGUCCUGCUGCCCGCAUACAGCUGCAGCCAGCUCGACGCGCGGCUCACCCACGAGUUCGAGCCCUCCACGGCGCCGAGCUGCGGCGAACGCAUGGGGAAGAAGGGGUGGUUCCGGCUGUGGGAGAACUACACGGCGCUGCAGGAGGACCCUGCACUGGUGCCGUGCUACGCCGAGCUGCUGCGCCUGGUGUACGACCCUGUCGCCGGCGAUUACCGCAACGUGCCGGGCGUCAAGACCCGCGUCGUGCCGUUCCGCGCCAAGCGGGGCUUCGGCUCCGAUGAUCCUGCCACAAAGAACAUCUGUAUGGGAAAACUCAUUCAGGCACUGGAAGGAGUCGGAUACAGAGAAGGCAAGAACCUCUUCGGUGCGCCGUACGACUUCUGA